Molecule: messenger RNA, 867 nt
Organism: Juglans regia (Persian walnut)
Lineage: Eukaryota; Viridiplantae; Streptophyta; Magnoliopsida; Fagales; Juglandaceae
Exons: 2
Coding region: 1-867 (288 amino acids)
Source: RefSeq, a predicted model, not a curated record
AUGCCCACCGGCGAGAGGGCAGCGUUUUGUAAGUACCACCAGUCAGACACUCAUUGGACAGAAGACUGUUCAAUGUUGAAAAAUAGGGUUGCCAGCCUAGCAGGAAGUAGGGAGCUUGAACAAAUGUUGGCUGAGUAUCUCAAGCCUAUGAGAAGAGAAGGUCGUCAACGUGAACCCAGACGAAGUAGAAGUCCCAAACGACAAAAACCAAAGAGAGAGAGAGAGAAAGAACAGAGACACAACACCCCUCAGCCACAUGAUCGAGACCAAGCUCCUUUUGGGGAAAUCCGCACGAUAGCAAGAGGGUUCACCGGUGGGGGUGCAACAGUGUCCAGCAAAAAAGCUCAUGCUCGCAAAGCAAGGUAUCACGAGACCAUGUGGUUUGGACAUUCUAUUGGGGUAUUUCAAGUCAUGUUCCCCCACGACGACGCCUUGGUUGUCACCCUCCUAAUAGGCAACUACACGACCAGGCAGGUCCUAGUUGACAACGGGAGCUCAAUCAACAUCUUAUUUUGGGAUACUUUCAUUAGAAUAGGCAUUAACCCUGAUAGGUUGUGCCCUUCACCAUCUCCCCUGAAUGGGUUCUCAGGAAAAGCUUUCCAACCCAUGGGUGCCAUCGCGCUACCAGUCGUAGUUGUCCAAGGUGCCCACAUAGUUACCACAAUGACGGAUUUUUUGGUGGUCAAAGCUCCGUCGUCUUACAAUGCCAUAUUAGGUAGACCAACCCUGAACGACUUAAAGAUAGUCACCCCUAUCUACCACUUAAAGAUGAAAUUCCAAACAGAAACAGGCAUCGAUGAGGUUCGUGGAGAACAACUCCUUGCGCGGAAAUGUUAUGUUCAGGAGCUGAAGGCAGAGGGCGCCUAG